AUGCAGGAGGAGCCCCUGGCGGCGAUCGACGCGGUGUUGGACCACCGGCCGAACGCGGACAACGCCACGGCCACGGGCGACGCGCGACGGGACUUUGAGUUUCGCAUCAAAUGGGCGGAGCAGUCGCACUUGCACAACACGUGGGAGCCGUACGCGGCGCUCCGCGAGGCCAAGGGCUUCCGGCGCGUGGACAACUACAUCAAGCAGUACAUUGCCAUGGACCAGGAGAUCCGCGCGGACCCGCUCACGACCAAGGAGGAGCUCGAGGCCAUGGACAUCGAGCGCGAGCGGCGCCGCGACGAGCAGGCCGAGUACACGUGCGCGGAGCGCAUCGUGGACAGCGCGCGCGUGGAGUUGGGCGACGGCACCUCGCAGCUCCAGUACUUCGUCAAGUGGCGCCGGCUCUACUACCACGAGUGCCUGUGGGAGGACGCGGCGGUGGUGGCGCGCGACGCGCCGGAGCAGGUGGCCAAGUACCAGCAGCGCUUGCAGUCCAAGAUGCUCCCGAACCUCCUGGCCACGUACCCUUCGAGCCAGCGGCCGCGCUUCGAGAAGUUGAGCAAGCAGCCGCCGUUCAUCAAGAACGGCGAGUUGCGCGACUUCCAGUUGACCGGCUUGAACUGGAUGGCGUUCCUCUGGCUGCGCAACGAGAACGGCAUCUUGGCCGACGAGAUGGGGCUCGGCAAGACCGUGCAGACCGUGGCCUUCUUGUCCUGGUUGAUCUACGCGCGCCGCCAGAACGGGCCGCACCUCGUCGUCGUGCCCUUGAGCACCAUCCCGGCCUGGCAGGAGACCUUCGAGAAGUGGGCCCCGGACCUCAACUGCCUCUACUACUUGGGCAACACCGAGGCGCGCCGCACCAUCCGCGACUACGAGUUCUACGGCGCCAGCCGCAAGCCCAAGUUCAACAUCUUGUUGACCACCUACGAGUACAUCUUGAAGGACCGCGCCGAGCUCGGCGCGUUCCGCUGGCAGUUCUUGGCCGUGGACGAGGCCCACCGCUUGAAAAACGCAGAGUCCUCCUUGUACGAGUCCUUGCGGCUGUUCAAGGUCGCAAACCGUCUCUUGAUCACGGGCACACCUUUGCAAAACAACAUCAAGGAGUUGGCCGCCUUGUGCGACUUCUUGUCUCCGGGCAGGUUCAGCAUCGACCAGGAGAUCGAUUUCGACGCGCCGGACGACAACCAGGAGGAGUACAUCGAGCACUUGCAGCUGAGCAUCAAGCCCUUCAUCUUGCGCCGCUUGAAGAAGGACGUCGAAAAGUCUCUCCCGUCGAAGUCCGAGCGCAUCUUGCGUGUCGAGUUGUCCGACCUCCAGACCGAGUACUACCGGAACAUCAUCACGAAGAACUACGCCGCGUUGAACUCCGGGGUCAAGGGCUCCCAGAUCUCCCUCCUCAACGUCAUGAGCGAGUUGAAGAAGGCCUCCAACCAUCCGUAUUUGUUCGACGGUGCAGAAGACCGCCUCUUGGCCAAAGCCGGCUCGGCGUCCCGCGACACCAUCUUGAAGGGCCUCAUCAUGUCCUCGGGCAAGAUGGUGCUCUUGGAACAGCUCUUGACGCGUCUCAAAAAGGAGGGCCACAGGGUGUUGAUCUUCUCUCAGAUGGUCCGGAUUUUGGACAUCUUGGGCGACUACCUCUCAAUCAAGGGUUACCAGUUCCAGCGCUUGGACGGAGGUAUUCCGUCCGCACAAAGAAAGAUCUCCAUUGACCACUUCAACGCACCUGACUCGAGAGACUUUGUCUUCCUUCUCUCAACGAGAGCUGGUGGCUUGGGUAUUAACUUGAUGACAGCCGACACCGUCAUUAUUUUCGAUUCCGAUUGGAAUCCGCAGGCAGACUUGCAAGCCAUGGCGCGCGCCCACAGAAUCGGCCAGACAAAACAUGUCUCGGUCUACAGAUUUGUAUCCAAGGACACUGUGGAGGAGGAGAUCUUGGAAAGAGCCAGGAAAAAGAUGAUUCUUGAAUAUGCCAUCAUUUCCUUGGGCAUGACCGAUCCGGCCACCUCCAAAAAGAACAAAAACGAGCCCACUUCCAGUGAACUCUCCCAGAUCUUGAAGUUUGGUGCUGCCAACAUGUUUGCUGCUUCAGACAACCAAAAGAAGCUAGAGGAUUUGAACUUGGAUGAUGUGCUUAGCCGCGCCGAGGACCAUGUAACCACUCCGGACCUAGGCGAAUCAAAUUUGGGAUCCGAAGAAUUUUUGAAACAAUUCGAGGUGACGGACUACAAGGCUGACGUUGAAUGGGACGAUAUAAUCCCCCAGGAUGAGCUAACAAAGCUCAAAGAGGAGGAGAAAAAGAGGGCUGAGGAGACAUACCUUAAUGACCAGAUUGCUAUUUACUCGAGAAGGAGAGCAGCUGUUAAAAAGCUCCAAGGCGACACUCCUGAUACAUCUGGAAUGGAAGACGAUGACGAGGAAGAUGGAGGAAGGAGAAAGGCCGCCAAAAAGAAGGCAGAGGAACACCAUGAGUUAUCUGAGCGUGAGAUAAGAGGGCUUUACAGGGCAAUUUUGAAGGUUGGUGACUUAAGCGGCAAGUGGAAUCAACUCGUUGAAGACGGAAGCAUUUCCAACAAAAACCCAGUCUUGAUCAAACACGCGUACAAUGAGAUCAUCAACAUGUCGAAGAAAUUGGUCCGAGAAGAAGAGGCAAGAAGAAGCGAAGCCCUUGCUGAGUUGGAAAGAAAGGCGAAGGACCUGAAAGUUGCCAAUGAUGAUGGCGAAAGCGCUACUGCCCUUUGGUUGGCCAAGAAGAAAGAGAAAAAGGCUGUUCUUUUUGAAUAUCAGGGCGUUAAGAACAUUAAUGCUGAAUUGGUUUUGACUCGUCCUCCAGACAUGAAGCUUCUAGAGUCAUUAAUUCCCGCCGAAAAGCCUCACACAUUCGUGCUCCCGCGUGCACCAAAGCUGGUCCUGAAUUGGAAUUGCGAAUGGUCUCCAAAAGAUGACGCCAUGCUUCUACUCGGUGUGCACAAGUUCGGCUACGGAUCAUGGAUUCAGAUUAGAGAUGACCCAAUCCUAGGGUUGCAAAACAAACUUUAUUUGGAAGCGCCUGGUAAAGUUGCCGAAAAGAAGGAUGCACUGUCCGAAACUGUGCCUUCGACAUCAGGGAAUGAACCUGAUGGCAAGGUCAACGGAGACGCAAAACAUGCUCAAAAUAAGAAUGCGGGGAAGAAGGUCCCAGGCCCGGUACAUUUGGGCAGAAGAGUUGACUAUUUGUUCACGAUAUUAAGAGGCGAGGAUGACGCAUCAAGUGUACUGUCUGCCCCUCUGAAAAAGAGGAUAAGGAAGGUGAAGAUGGAAGUCCCCGGGCUGAAAGAUGGCAAGAGACUGAGUCAGGGAUCUGACUCCAGUAUCCCAAAGACGAAGACCAAGAAAUCCAAUGGCGAGACAACCAAGACCAAACUGGUUGAACACAAGGCCCAUCAUGGGGAUCAAAUGAAAAUCAAGACCGAAACAGCCGAUGAUGACGACUUCUUGGAGUAUGCGAGCAUGGAUGAGGCACAGUGUAAGGCAACACUAAAGCCCGUAGCUAAAUCUUUGAUGAAGUUACACAAAGGAAACAAAGGCUUAGACAAACAUGAAUGGGCCGCGCUUUUAAGACACGAGUUGGGCACGAUUGGUGAUUUCAUCGAAAGCCCGGGCGCGAACAAUUCAGACGAGAAAACCCGCAAACACUUGUGGUCAUACGCCAGCUUGUACUGGCCAGCACGGGUGCCGAGUGCCAAGAUCAAUGCGAUGUAUACUAGGAUCAAGUCGCAGGGGGAGAAGAAGGCUUGA
Molecule: messenger RNA, 3774 nt
Organism: Metschnikowia bicuspidata var. bicuspidata NRRL YB-4993
Lineage: Eukaryota; Fungi; Ascomycota; Pichiomycetes; Serinales; Metschnikowiaceae
Product: chromatin-remodeling ATPase
Exons: 1
Coding region: 1-3774 (1257 amino acids)
Biological process (GO): nucleosome organization; regulation of transcription by RNA polymerase II
Cellular component (GO): chromatin; nucleus
Molecular function (GO): ATP binding; histone binding; DNA binding
Source: RefSeq, a predicted model, not a curated record